AGGGAGAAGUUUAUCAGCAAAGGACCUUAAAUGUUAACGAUGAAGAAAAUGAGCAAUAGAGCUUUUACCAAGUACACUGGAGUUAUUGGGGUGUUUAACUGCCAGGGAGGAGGUUGGUUCCGUGAGAUUAGGUCCAACAAAUGUGCUGCUGAGUUUUCUCACAGGGUAUCAACCAAGACAUUGAAUGGGACAGUGGAAAGAACCCAAUUUCCAUUGAAGUGGUGCAACUUUUCGCCUUAUAUCAGCCAAGCUAAGAAACUCAUCCUCUCAGCACCAUCUGAUGACAGUGAAGAGAUUUCCUUGGAGCCGUUCAAUUUUGAGCUUAUAACGGUUUCCUCAGUGACUGCCUUGCGUGGCAAGUCAGUGAAGUUUGCUCCUAUUGGUUUGGUGAAUAUGCUAAACACUGGUGGAGCAGUCCAGUCCUUGGCUUUUGAUGAGGCUCAGAAUUUGGUUGAAGUUGGUGUAAGAGGCACUGGGGAGAUGAGGGUCUAUGCCUCAGAGAAACCAACAACUUGUAGAAUUGAUGGCAAACAAGUUGAUUUUGAAUAUGAAGGGUCCAUGGUCAAAAUUCAAGUACCAUGGCCUGGUUCUUCAAAAUUGUCCACUGUCAGUAUGUAUUAUGAGCCAGGGAGAGUGAUUUUUUUUUUUUAAUUAUUGUUCAUAGUGAAUGAUGUCAAGGGGCUUUUUAUAUCCCUUACUAGUAUGUUUGAGAACUUGCUUUUCUAGUUUUUCGCUCAAUGUUGAGGGAAGUAAUAGGGUAAUAUGAUAAUUGAGUAA
This is a messenger RNA of Glycine soja, 777 nucleotides long. RefSeq names its product galactinol--sucrose galactosyltransferase-like. The coding region runs from base 31 to 651 and encodes 206 amino acids. The transcript has 2 exons. Lineage: Eukaryota; Viridiplantae; Streptophyta; Magnoliopsida; Fabales; Fabaceae. Gene Ontology annotation, molecular function: galactinol-sucrose galactosyltransferase activity. The record is from RefSeq and is a predicted model, not a curated record.